Messenger RNA from Panonychus citri (citrus red mite), 1631 nucleotides. RefSeq names its product probable actin-related protein 2/3 complex subunit 2. Gene Ontology annotation, molecular function: actin filament binding; structural constituent of cytoskeleton. Lineage: Eukaryota; Metazoa; Arthropoda; Arachnida; Trombidiformes; Tetranychidae. Bases 91 to 1032 code for a protein of 313 amino acids. The record is from RefSeq and is a predicted model, not a curated record. Gene Ontology annotation, cellular component: Arp2/3 protein complex; actin cytoskeleton. The transcript has 4 exons. Gene Ontology annotation, biological process: actin filament polymerization; Arp2/3 complex-mediated actin nucleation.
UGAGUUUUGUUCAGAUUUUUAAUUGUGUUGAUUUAUUGUUUACAUUUAGUGCUUUAUGGUUUAUUAAUCAUUUAAUUUUGUUUAAUCACAAUGAUUCUUCUAGAAAUUAAUAAUAAAACAAUUGAAGAUACAUUAAGUUACAAAAUUAGUGAAGUUGAAUCAAAUUCAAAAUUAGAGCUGGUUGAUGUUACCUUUGCUGAUUUUGAUGGUGUUAUUUUCCACAUUUCCAAUUUGAAGGAUGACAAAUAUAAAAUAAGGGUUAGCAUUGCUCUCAAAUUUUAUAAAGAUUUACAAGAACAUGGAGCUGAUGAUUUACUUCAACGAGAAUAUGGCUCGUUAUUGCAAUUACCUCCAGAAGAAGGUUACAAUGUUACAUUGUUAUUUGAUUUGAAAAAUUUACCCGAAAAUCACCAGGAAUUAGUUAAGAAAGCUGGACUUUUGAAAAGAAACUGUUUCGCCUCAGUUUUUGAGAAAUAUUUUGAAUUUCAAGAGAAAGGUCAAGAAGAAGGCAAACGAGCCGUUAUCCAUUAUAGAGAAGAUGAAACCAUGUAUGUGGAAGCCAAACCUGACAGGGUAACCGUUAUUUUCAGCACCGUUUUCAAGGAUGAAUCGGAUGUUAUUAUUGGAAAGGUUUUCAUGCAAGAAUUCAAAGAAGGGCGUAAAGCGAGUCACACUGCGCCCCAUGUUUUAUUCAGUCACAAAGAACCACCCAUGGAGCUUCAAGACACCGAUGCUCUUGCUGGUGAUAAAAUUGGCUACAUUACUUUCGUUCUAUUCCCUCGACAUACUAGUAAAAAAUCUCGAGAUAAUACAAUUAAUUUGAUACAUAUUUUCCGUGAUUAUUUGCAUUACCACAUCAAAUGCUCAAAAGUUUAUAUACAUUCUAGGAUGAGAGCUAAAACUUCAGAGUUCCUUAAAAUUCUCAAUCGAGCUCGGCCUGAACGUCAGACAGAAAAGAAAACUAUUACAGGAAAAACGUUUGUACCUACACCUUAUUAUCCUGAAAUAACCGGAGCAUCUUCAAAUAAAUGAGAUUUUAAGGACUCUUUAAAUAUUUUUUUUAAUUGUGUUGUGAGAGUGACAGUGAUUCACGGACAAGCUUACAGAAAGUGUCAUAUAAGGUGGAUUUAAUUGUUUCAUGAAUGAUAAACAAAAAAAAGAGAUAGAAAACAAAAAAGUUACAUAUAAAUAUAUUAUUUAUGCUGAAGCACACACGAUCCAGUUAAUCAGAGUUUUAAAAAAGUCGUGGUAUUGUCACAAUCAAGAGUGAAAAAUGAAAUAAUCAAAGGAAUAUGAUAAUAGCAAAAAAUGAUUGAUCACUGGCCACAUGAAUAAUUAAGACUCUCGCUUGGAUUUACAAUAUCAACAGAAAACCAAUCAUCAACCUCAUUGAAUUUAAUGUUAACCAAAAUGAUUAUUAUUAUUAUCCAAUCAGUGUAUCAACAACUAAUCAACACGAAUCAAUGUUCAACAAUCUAUUCUCAUUCCUUUACAACGAUUUAAAUCUCUAGAUUAAGUGUAUUCCAACUGCCCUGGUGUUUAUGUGGCUCGAAAAAAAAAACUGAAAAUCACUCAAUGGCAAUAAAGAGAAAGUUGAUUACUUCUAAUUAAAAUACCUUUUAAUUACUUUA